Panicum hallii is the source of this 1456-nucleotide messenger RNA. Its product is annotated as triacylglycerol lipase 2-like. Lineage: Eukaryota; Viridiplantae; Streptophyta; Magnoliopsida; Poales; Poaceae. Gene Ontology annotation, biological process: lipid metabolic process. Gene Ontology annotation, molecular function: hydrolase activity, acting on ester bonds. The record is from RefSeq and is a predicted model, not a curated record. The transcript has 8 exons. The coding region runs from base 22 to 1281 and encodes 419 amino acids.
AACCCAAGAACAACGAUCAGCAUGUUUGGACCGGCAAUGUCGUCAGGAGGAAGAAGCAGGAGCAGCAGCACCGUUGCUGUGGCGAGCUUGACGAUUCUGCUCUGCGUGGGCGCAGUUGCCGUCCUUGUGGCAGCCGCGCGGCCAGAUCCAGACGCGCCACGUGCGGCAGCGGCCAACGGCACGUGCCAGUCCAGGGUGGAGCCGUUCGGGUACAAGUGCGAGGAGCACACCGUGACCACCGCCGACGGGUACAUCCUGAGCUUGCAGCGGAUCCCGGGCGGCCGCGGCCAAUCGGCGGCCGGCAAUGUCCCGGUGCUGCUGCAGCACGGGCUGUUCAUGGACGGCGUGACGUGGCUGAUGAACUCCCCCGCCGAGUCCCUGGGCUACAUCCUGGCGGACGGCGGCUACGACGUGUGGAUCGCCAACAGCCGUGGCACCGUCUACAGCCGCGGCCAUACCACGCUGUCCACCGGCGACCCGGCGUACUGGGACUGGUCUUGGGACGAGCUCGCCAGCAGCGACCUGCCGGCGGUGGUGCAGUACGUCUACGCGCACUCCGGCGGGCAGAGGAUGCACUACGUCGGCCACUCGCUGGGGACUCUGAUCGCGUUCGCGGCGAUCAGCGAGCAGCAGCAGCUGGGGAUGCUGCGCUCCGCGGGGCUGCUCAGCCCCAUCGCCUACCUCGACAAGGUCUCCUCGCCGCUCGCGCGGGGGGGCGCCGACGUCUUCCUCGGCGAGGCUCUGUACUGGCUGGGGCUGAACGAGUUCGACCCGACAGGGGAAACUGUUCACAAACUAGUGACUGACGUAUGCUCGCAGCCGGGGAUCAAUUGCUACAAUCUGAUGUCAGUGUUCACAGGUGACAAUUGCUGCCUGGACAACUCAUCUGUCCAGGUCUUCCUUGCCCACGAGCCACAAGCUUCUGCAACCAAGAACAUGGUGCAUUUGGCUCAAAUGAUCCGGCGGGGGACGAUCGCCAAGUACGACUACGGCAACGCCGCGGACAACACGAAGCACUACGGACAGGCGGCGCCGCCGGCCUACGACGUGUCGGCGAUCCCCGACGACUUCCCGCUCUUCCUCAGCUACGGCGGCAGGGACAGCCUCUCGGACGUGCAGGACGUGAAACACCUGGUCCAGGCGCUCAAGUCGCACGACGGCGACAAGCUCACGGUCCAGUACCUGGAUGACUACGCGCACGCCGACUUCGUCAUGGCCGGCAACGCCCGGGAAAGGGUAUACGCGCCUCUAAUGGCCUUCUUCAAGCUCCAGGAGAAAUGACGGCGCCCGUGGCCGUCGCUAUGGUAGCAUUGUAAAUGAUGUGAUAGGGAAUGGGGCAGAACAUAAUGGUAGGGAAAUACGACUUGAUGAAUUAAUGUUCAACGGCAGCCAGACAAGGAUAACUACAGAUUAUCGUUGUAUAAUAUUAUUAUUCCCUAGUCAAGUUUCAUCCCAA